Haemonchus placei is the source of this 246-nucleotide messenger RNA. NCBI's taxonomy places the organism in Eukaryota, Metazoa, Nematoda, Chromadorea, Rhabditida, Trichostrongylidae. The record is from the annotation of a GenBank genome assembly.
AUGUCAGUUGCACAGUGUGGUCUGUCAACAAUUAACUCACUUAUUUUUGGAAUUAUAUCUAUAUUGCUGAAUAUAUUCUUGAUAUAUGUGGUGAAAAAAAGAGCAGCUCGAUUAUUUGGUGCUUAUAAGCAUACGAUGACUGCUUGUGCUGUAUUCGACGCGAUUUUUAGUGUUAUUUAUAUUACAUGCAGUCCAGUGAGUGUCAGUUCACUGUUAAAAUUGAUUCUCACACUCAUGAUCCGAUGA